This is a messenger RNA of Labrus mixtus (cuckoo wrasse), 5308 nucleotides long. RefSeq names its product nucleolar protein 4-like a (gene nol4la). Bases 737 to 2794 code for a protein of 685 amino acids. NCBI's taxonomy places the organism in Eukaryota, Metazoa, Chordata, Actinopteri, Labriformes, Labridae. The transcript is spliced from 11 exons. The record is from RefSeq and is a predicted model, not a curated record.
GCACGCUCUGCUGUAAAUUAAGACUGUAAUGAUGCAGAUGUGCUUUGUGUGUUUUUAUGGGAUACGCACAGACAGAGUGAGUGCAGUGCGGAUCACAUUCAAACAGGUGUGAGGAGCAGAAACAAUCCCAGGUGGCGCAUGUUGAUCGGAUAUGUGGCUGUACUGGAGCUCAUUGUGAGCCUUUUUUUUAAAGGGUUGAGCAACCUGCAUCUGAAAAUAGUGUAUACUGUUGGAAAGUAGGUCGGUAGGAACUGAGAGCGACGUUUGUUUCCACGCUUUUGUCUGUUCUUUGUUGUUUAGCGAGGACUGUGUUUUUUUUUCUUCUUCCUCUACCCUUUUACGCACAGGUGGGAGAUACCCGCUCGGCGUACUGUAGGACAGCCCCCCUCUCUGCUCCUCAGCUGAUGAUGUGAGGAAGUGACAUUUUUCAGCGCUGCGGUUCGGGACAGCACUGCUCCUCUGCAAACAGGUGUGCUGCCGUCCGGGUCACUUCGGCUGAGGGAAAGCAUCACGGAGAGGCAGCGUCCCAGAACCAGAACCAGAAAAUAUCCAGGACGCGGGACAGCGGGGACCAGCGGAGGCGAAUCAGCCCGUUCAAGUAUUUUCUUUAUUAGCCUGGGCUAUUUAAACAGAGAGAGAGAGGCAGAGAGAGAGAGGCAGAGAGAGAGAGAAGGAGAGAGAGAGCGAGAGAAAGAGAGCAAGAGUGGGGGAGAGCAAGAGUGGGGGAGAGGGAGCGAUGGCAACGAAAAAGGCGUGCGUGGAUGCGACCAAAAGGAGCCGGAGCCCGGUCGUGUUGGAGGCGGAGAUGUUCAGUGAAUUUCAGGACUGGUGUCUCCGGACUUAUGGAGACUCCGGUAAAACAAAGACCGUCACCCGGAGAAAAUACAACAAAAUCAUGCAGACACUGUUGCAGAACGACGAGACGGACGGCGUGUAUAUCGACAACAGCCACAUUAACGCCAAAUUCAAAUUCUGGGUGAAGUCCAAAGGAUUUCAGGUCGGGACCAACGUGUUAGGAGAGCACAACAAGAAAGGAGCUCCAGGGAAACCCGUGCUAUAUGUCCCGGUCAAGUCAACGUGUUCAGAUGGGAAUUCAGCCCAGGACAACUCUUCCCUGAAGCGUGUAGCCGUGGUGGAAGACUUCUUCGACAUCAUUUAUGCCAUGCAUGUAGAGAUGGGUGCAGACCCCGGCAGAGCGCCCAAACAUGCAGGACAGAAGAAGACCUAUAAAGCGAUAGCAGAGACCUACGCCUUCCUGCCCAGAGAGGCGGUGACUCGCUUCCUAAUGAGCUGCGGAGAGUGUCAGAAGAGGAUGCACAUCAACCCCAGCACAGCCGAGUUCAAAGAAAAUGACCGGCCCACCUCUCUGGUCCCGGACCUCAUUGAUUACAACAUGCCUCUGACUGCCACCUACUUGAAGCAGAUGAAACUGCAGUGCAUGACGGCCACUGAGAGGGAUGACAGUUCGAUGAGCAGCGAGGACAUGAACAGCGCUGAGCCCACAUGGGUCGCAGCUGAGCAGCCCCCAGUGCCUGAGCCCAGCCCACCCAACGGGGAGAGAGUCAGCAACCCGGCAGCCAGCGUGAAAGAAGAGGACGAUGACGACUCCUCAGAGAGCGGCAGUGCCAACGGGCUGCCGGCCCUGACCUCCCCGGAGGUGCUGGCUGUGGGUGGGAACCCCCCAGAUGGUGGGGCCCCUUACGGGGAGGCGACAGAGAACGGGCUCAGCGCUCCCCUGGACUUCAGCACCACCUCGCCCUCGUCCUCCUCAGAGGAUCAGCAGCCGGUCAAUCUGAGCGACAGACUGCUGCCUGCAGGAAGCUCGCCGACGAACUCGUACCCAGCGGAAGCCAAUCGGAAGUACCCCGUCAAAACAGAGUUCGCCAACAAGUCCCCUCCGUACAGCUCAGGAAGUUAUGACUCUGUGAAAACCGAGCUGAGCAUGAGCGCCGAGGACUUGACCUCUGGUCGGGCACAGAUAAUCGACGACGACGAUGACGAUCAUGACGACCACGACGACAGUGACAAGAUCAAUGACGCUGAGGGGAUGGACCCCGAGAGACUUAAAGCCUUCAAUAUGUUUGUGCGUCUGUUCGUGGAUGAGAAUCUGGACCGCAUGGUGCCCAUCUCCAAACAGCCCAAGGAGAAGAUCCAGGCCAUCAUCGAGUCCUGUAGCCGCCAGUUCCCCGAGUUCCAGGAGCGCUCCCGCAAGCGCAUCCGCACCUACCUCAAAUCCUGCCGCCGCAUGAAAAAAGGCGGUAUUGAGAUACGACCCACACCUCCUCACCUCACCUCUGCCAUGGCUGAGAACAUCCUCGCUGCUGCCUGCGAGAGCGAAACCAGAAACGCUGCCAAGAGGAUGCGGCUUGAUGUCUACCCAGCGACGGAUGAGCCCUCGUCUGUUGACAAGACCAACGGGAGGGACCCGGCCCCCGUGACUCCGUCAGCGUUCUCCAUCUCCAGCGCAGCUUUUGCCCAAGACCAGCUCUACACCAACGGAGGCCUCAACUACAACCUGCGAGGGUACGGGACAGUCGGCAGCAACCAGCAGAACUCUGGUGCUGCACAAACUAACGGUCCCACAGAUCUGAGUAUGAAGUCCGCUGUUCCCAACUCCACCUCCGCCAGCUCCAACAGUCACGGUCAGGGCGGCGGCGGUGGAGGAGCUUCGGCUCAGCUCAGCCCGCCCGAGGUCACAGCGGUGAGGCAGCUCAUCGCCGGAUACCGGGAGUCAGCCGCCUUCCUGCUCCGCUCUGCAGACGAGCUGGAAAACCUGAUCCUGCAGCAGAACUGAGCCCUAAAGCCUGAUAAUCAUCUCUCCGUCACACAUUUGGGGGCCGACUUGCAUUCAAAGACACAAAAAGAACACGAGUGAUACUGCAGUGCACUGUGGGUCCUUUAGGUAUGAUACCUUUACUUAUUCCCACAUGUAUAUGUAUUCUGACGGGCAAGAACGUGUCCCAGGCUGUUUCUUUAUGCAUUCGGUUCACUUUGACCUUAGUGCCCUGUUAUCCGUAGCCAUUCAUUCACCAUUCAGUUCAUCUUAACACCUCAACCUCCAUUCGUCUCAGGAAGUGAUGAUAAAUGUGAAAAAAAAAAAAGUGAUCUGCAUCGAUACGCAGGGGAGUUUCAGAGGUGUUCGCUGUGACUUAAACACCAGAUUUGGCUCAUUUGUGUAGAUCUUUUGGAGAAAUUAAGAGUCAAAAAGCAGCAGUCCUUUCUUAUCUCCUUGUUCUUACUUUUUUUUUUUAACGAUGUAAAAUAUGCUGUACAGUGGCACAAUCUGAUUGGCUCCUCUCUCCAAAUUAACUCCUGCUUCACGGAAAACCUGGAGCGUUGUUUUCUGACAGCCCAUCGAUGAAUCGCUGCUAAAUCCACUGACCUGUUCACCUCAAAAAGAUACUGAAGGAUGUAGAAAAUCUAAUCCAUGAGCGAGAACAAAAGAAAACCAGGAACAACACUGAACAGUUUUCACCUGUAAAUUCUUACAAAGAAAUCAACUGAUGUGGUCAAAACUUUACCUCGGCUCUGCUCUGUUGGAGUGGUUUCCAGAUUGUUUUGGCAUGGCGUGAUGAAGAGGCACAGACUCAUUAUCCUACGUGAGUUUAUUUUCAGUUUAAUUGAUAUGACUAAUUCUAUCACAGAUAAUUAGUUUUGACUCCAAAUGAAAAGGAGGCUUUUCAGAAGCAUGGGUAUGCAAAUUGAGGUUGCAGGCAUCUGUCAGGGAAACAAAGGAGAUUAAUGUAUUGUUUAGACUCUUGGUUUUUUAUAACCAAUGCGACUGGAAAAGCAGAGAAAGGUGCAAUAUCAAAGAUAAUCAGUAAAGGUGGUCUUACUGAGAAGGCUUUGUCUCACUCGCUCAACAGUUUUGAGGCAAAAAUGGGAGGAGUCGUUGACAAGAAUCUCCUCGCAAGUUGUUAAAGGAGAACCUGUAUCCCAUGCAGCAUUGUAGCCGAUAUCAAUUGUUGUUUGUUGUGAUCCUUAUCGAUUAACCUCAUAACUGGGGCACUUUCAUGUAUUUGGGAUCAGCAGUGGUAAAAAAAAAAAAAUGGAAAAAUGGGACCUGGCAGAAAAAUGAGACUUAAUGUUGCACGUCUGAUUUUGAAGUCAUUUUGUGAAGUUCUGUGAGUGUUUUUGAAGUGAAAACGAGCUCACGUGCAUCCAUUAGUGACGGUCAAACGGUAUCAGCUUAACAUACACACGGCUUUACUGGAUGCAGUGAGUGUGUGUGGGCUGCUCAGACAGUUUAAAAAAAAACAAGAAAAAAAAACACUCCCAUCAUCAAGCCGUCUGGCGGUGUGUAUCAUCCUCUCUGACCUCAGCACCCUCUCUCUCUCAUCUCCACUCAUCGAUAUCACGUCUGAAAAACACACUGUUUGAAAAGCAAGAGACAAUCUUUGAAAAGAUGUUAUCGCAUCACAGUUUACUCUCCCAGCUUUCUGCUCUGCUGUGCGUGUGUGUGUGUGUAAGUGUGUGUAAGUGUGCGUAAAUGUGAGUGUGCGUGUGGUCUAAGGGCACAACAGAGCACUCAAAGCAGAUCUAGAGCACAGUCUCACAACAGACACUUUUAACAGUGAGUCACUCGGCACAAAAAACAGUCAUGUAAGUGUGUGUAUGUGGUGUGUGUGUGUGUGUGUGUUUUAUUUUAUUUUUUUGAGGUGAUGUAAAUGUUAUUGACAGUGUGUAGAUUUCUCUCGUGUGUGUAAAAGUGGAGUGACCCAGUUUGUACGGCAUCAAUCUGUGAAGAUUUUAUGAAUCCAGUCGGCUGAAACAUUCCAAACACGGACGAUGACUCUUCGAGGCAGCCUGAGAAGAGGCUCGCACCUUAUCAAUCCGUCAAGGUUUAGAGAAAUAUUUCUUUAUUUAUCACAAAUCUAUCAAAGUUAUCGGUUAUUUAUCAUAAAUCAGCGUCAUUCACCACCAACAGGCUGCUCUAGAGUUGGAUUUCAAACUUAAAAAAACCCCCUAAUUUUUACAUUUUAUUUCCUAUAUCAUAUUGAGCUGCAUUGCAUUUACAUUUGAAUGAUCUAUUGCAAGUUUGGAAGCACUUUAUAGCUCAGGAUUAAGGUAACAUAACACAGAGAUUGGCGUGUGUCUUUACCUCAUUUGGAUGAUGAGAUUCAGUGUAAACAUGUAAAGAUCUUAUAACAGGACAGUUAAAGAAGCAGCCCUCUGUCUGGAUGUUAUUGAUGAUUUAAAAAACAAAAAAAACAAGCAGCUCUUGGUUUGGAGCUGAGUUUGAACUCAUCAGUUUGUAAAGUGGGCGGUGUUUCAUGAAGCGGGGCGUCGAGAGAAAAGCGUGAAGAAC